GUUUUUUUGACAUUUAUCUCGUAUCUUUUGCUGUGCUAGCACUAUAUUAAUUUCGUAAAAGUUUGUGCGCUUUUCAAUCUUUAGCAAUGACUUUAUCAGAAUAUACACAAUUGAAGCAGCAACUAGUUUUUUAUGUCGGUGGUAGUGAACGGCACAGUCAACUGCUAAGUACUUUGAAGGAGCACUUUCGAGACGACAUCAAUUCGCCCAGAAGAUAUGAAAAGAUAGUAUCCAUUGGUCAGUUAUUGCGUGUUUUGGAGAUAAGAGACGUUCUAUCAGAGAACAACGUCGGCCCACUGAAAGAAAUUGCACGUAGGAUUCCAAACGGCAAUGAUUUGCUACAAAAAAUUAAUGAGUAUGAGUUGAAUCGCGUCCCAACUGAGUUUGUUAACUUGUAUGCGUCUGAAAAUAUACAUAGCACACCACAUCGACCCGCGGAAAGUUUCGUCACCAGUAACCCGAAUACAGCUAUGAGUGAAGCCAAGAAGCAACGUAUCAUUGAUACAGUCAUUGACAACAUUGGCACAUACUGGCGUGAUCUGGCAAGGAGUUUGGAUAUCAAAGAAAAGAUUAUCGACAAACUCAACGAGAGCAACAAGCCAUUGCAUUUAAGAGCCAAAACAAUAAUGGAUAUGUACCAAAAAAUUGCAGACAGUCAAAAUUGGUUUUUUGAACUAUGUGAUGCUUUAGAAACUUGUAGAAGGAGAGACUUGGUAAAAAAACUCAAGAAAAUUGCUACAAUGAACAUAUGAUUUUAUUGACUAGUUCCUGGUUCCACAGGGUACGCCAGAAUUAAUUUGAUAAGAUAAAAAUAUUGCACUAAAAAUUCUAGCAUUAUUUUUUAUUACUUAGUUUUUCUGCCAGCGCACUAGUUUGACUUUUUAUAGUCUGUCUCAAAUUAGACAAAAAAUUUAUUUUCAUUUUU
This is a messenger RNA of Ostrinia nubilalis (European corn borer), 925 nucleotides long. RefSeq lists its product as uncharacterized. Bases 87 to 752 code for a protein of 221 amino acids. Gene Ontology annotation, molecular function: protein binding. Gene Ontology annotation, biological process: regulation of apoptotic process; signal transduction. The transcript is spliced from 2 exons. Lineage: Eukaryota; Metazoa; Arthropoda; Insecta; Lepidoptera; Crambidae. The record is from RefSeq and is a predicted model, not a curated record.